UCCCUCCUCAUCUUCUCACAUUAACGCUAAUAUGUGGAAAAAAAAUAAAAAGCCCUUGAACACCAGUGAAGCACAAAGCUGAAACCUCUGUUUCCAUCAUUCUUUAUUGUCUAAAAACAGUGUGUUUGGAAGAAAGGAGAAAGACAAAAGAAUGAUGGAUGUUGCGGUUUCAUACAGGGGUGGAUUCAACAUCAACGGAAGCGGCUUGACCGGCACUCUCGCUGCCAAUCCUGGAGAGCUGAAGCUUCAAGCUUCCAUUACCGACGCCAACAUCUCUAAUGGCCUCUAUUUUGACUUCGGUGGCCUCUUACUCUCCAUUGAGAAGCCUGGUUCCUUCAUUGUCGACUAUGACGUCCCCAAAAAGGAUGUUCGGUUUCAGUUUAUGAAUUCAUUCAAGUUCAUGGAAAAGCAGAUAAAUUUCACUUAUACUCACACGAGACAAGAAAACAGGACGAUUUUGGAUGGGUCGUUGGUGCUUGAUACUGCUAACAAGUUGUCUGCAAAUUAUGCGCUUGAUACUCGCAAUUGCAAGUUGAAGUACAGUCAUGUUCAUAGGGGGUUGACAACGUUGGAGCCGACCUAUGAUUUUGCCAAGAAUUCGUGGGACUUGGCCGUGUCGCGGAGAGUUCUUGAUGGUGAUGUAAUCAGAGCUUCGUAUGAGACAUCUAGCCAGAUUUUGGGUCUUGAGUGGUCUUGGCAAUCCAUGAUGGAUAAAGGUGGAAGGUACAAGGUUUCAGCAGCAUUUGAUUUGUCACAGGGGUUUCAGUUUCACAUGCCCAAAUUAAGUGCUGAAAGUUCUUGGAACUUUGAGGCAUAGCUUUAUUUUGCUGGCAACCUAGACAUUUUAGUUUUUCAUGUAAAAAGAUUUUUCAUUUGUACUUAAAACAUAUAUGUGCGUGAGCUUUUGCUAUUGUAAGUGGUCAUGGUUUAUUAAAAAUGAUGUCUUUGGUGGAGUGC
This is a messenger RNA of Carica papaya (papaya), 957 nucleotides long. The record is from RefSeq and is a predicted model, not a curated record. NCBI's taxonomy places the organism in Eukaryota, Viridiplantae, Streptophyta, Magnoliopsida, Brassicales, Caricaceae.